UGCCCACCCUUCAGGGCGUUGUCGUGAAGAUACCGCUGGGAGGAAGAAUAUCUCACAAUACUGGAAGUGCGAACGCGCGCAGCUCCGGGGGCUGGGACGAGAGCGCGCCAUUGCGAGCCUGCUCUCGGAAGACGAGGAGGAGGAACAGGAGCUCGCGAGGACGGUAAGGGGCCGGGAAAGAGAGCCUCCAGUGUCCCGCGAGACAACCUCGGGAUGGGUUGCCGGUAUACAAACGGGUAUAAAGGAUGUCUCCGGCCAGGUAACCCAGGUAGGCGACAGGGUAACCCAGGUAGGUGACAGGGUAACCCAGGUAGGUGACAGGGUAACCCAAGUAGACAACAAGGUAACCCAAGUACGGGCACACAUGACUGCGCUGGAGACAAUAGUAGAGACGGUCCAGGCCGAGGUAGGAGGAUUAACUGGGAGAGUAGCGCUUCUAGAAGCAGAAUAUGAGCAGCAGCGCACUGGGGGAGGAGGGAGUGGGCAGAGAGCCCACUACGGAGCCGCCACCCCUCCCCGGGCGUGUUAUGUGUGCAAUCGGCGAGGGCAUCUCAGGAGGGACUGUCCUCAGGUCGCCCGAGCUAGACAAGAGCUAAGGUCAAACACUAAGGCCCCCCUAGAGAGGGGACCACCGGGGGGUGAAAUCGACGUAGCCCCGACACAAACAAGCUGUGAGAAUAAUGGCGAGCGAGUGAUCUCCACACAGGUUCCAGCAACAACGCCCACAGAAACGGUGACUCCUGGCGACUGGCUACGGGAGCUGGUGGCGGGGAUCACGGCGGCCACGUCGCUGGUGGAAGGGGAGGUAAACGGAGUGCGUACCCGAAUCCUGCUGGACACGGGGGCGGUGGCCUCGCUCGUGAGCGCAGCGCACUGCAGCACGAUCGGGGUCGACGUGCGUCACCUGCAGGCCCCGGACCGCGCGCUGCACACUGCGAGCGGAGCCGGAAUGGGGCUGCUGGGGAGAGCCACCCUAGAGGUCCGCAUAGGCAGCCAGGUGUGCACGCAGGAGUUCUACGUGUCGAGUGCGUUGUGUCACGAGUGUAUCGCAGGCACCGACCUCCUAGAAUGGUUGGGACUCAACGUGCAACCCCGCCAGCGAUGCGCCACCAUGGAGAGCAACGGCGAGCGGAUACCGUUCCUGGGACGAGAACCAACGCGCCGCCGCUUUGCACCUGUGGCCGCUAUCCUGGCGACGGCAGUCACCAUCGGCCCGCUCACCGAGAUGCUGGUGCCGGUGGCAACAUCCCCCACCGACCCCGCGCUCCGACCAUCAGGGGAGGUAAUGCUAACUCCUCACCCGGAGUUGGCAAAACGGUAUGGGGUUGUGGGAUCCGCCACGUUGGUAAACGCAGAUGGGGACCGAUUGUUUAUGCGGAUGUUUAACCCCCACAAUACCCCAGCGAUACUGCGACGGUGCACCCCGAUAGCCACAGUACACCCCCUGCACGCACGCCACUCUAACGACUCGGUGUUCGCACUCUGGGCUGAGGACCCCGGUCGUCCUGAGGGUGAGCAGGACCUGGCCUGGCGAGUCGGCCCGACUCCCCGAGCCGAGGUCGUUCCCCUGCUCGACGCGUUACAUGUACCAUGGGCGGACUUACCUAAGGGAGAGGCCGAUCGGCUGCGCGAGUUACUGCGGGAGUAUGCCGACGUGUUCAGCGAACACGACUCGGACGUGGGUCGGACCGACCUUGUUAAGCACCAAAUUGACACCGGUGCAGCCCGACCCAUCAAACUCCCUGCGUACCGAGUAGGCGCACCCGAACGCACCCAGAUCAAAGAGGCGGUUGGGGACAUGCUUCGCGAUAACAUAAUUCAGCCCUCGGCGAGCCCCUGGUCAGCCCCAGUGGUACUAGUAACGAAAAAGGAUGGGUCAACCCGGUUCUGCGUCGAUUACCGUAAACUAAAUGCAGUCACGCUCGGCGAUGCCUUCCCCAUACCCCGCAUCGACGACACCUUCGACAGCCUCGCCGGAGCGCGAUAUUUUUCCACCCUCUAUCUCGCGUCCGGGUACUGGCAGGUGGAGAUGGCGGAGGAGGAUCGGCCAAAAACCGCAUUCACCACCCCGAUGGGGCUAUUCGAGUUUCGAGUACUCCCGUUCGGACUCACCAAUGCGCCUGCGACGUUCCAGCGGCUGAUGGAGUUGGUGAUGCGGGGCUUGCAAUGGGAACAGUGCCUGAUUUACUUGGACGAUGUGAUAGUGUUCAGUAGAUCUUUGUCUGAGCAUUUGUCCAGGCUUCGAGAGGUGUUCCAGCGACUGCGAGCGGCUCAUCUCAAGCUCAAGCCACGUAAGUGUUACAUCGCACAACGCGAGGUGGGGUACCUCGGGCAUCGCGUCAGCGAGGCAGGCGUGCACACCGAUCCGGAGAAGGUACGCGCCGUAGUGGAGUGGCCACGACCAAGGAAUCUGACGGAGAUCAGAUCAUUUUUGGGGCUCGCCACCUAUUAUCGUCGAUUUGUAAAGGGAUUCAGCGAGAUUGCACGCCCUCUCACCCAACUCACCUCCCCUAAGCACCCCUAUCAGUGGACGGGGGCCUGCCAGACGGCCUUCACCACUCUCAAAGACCACCUCACCCACGCCCCCACCCUCGCUUUCCCCGAUUUUACCACCGAUUUUAUUUUGGACACCGACGCCUGCACCAGCGGGCUGGGCGUGGUGUUGUCACAGGUACAGGAUGGGACGGAACGAGUCAUCGCGUACGCCAGCCGGACCUUGCUGAGCUGAACUAUUGCGUGACCCGCCAAGAGUUGUACGCCGUGAUUUUCGCAUGCAAACAGUUCCGGCCGUAUUUGUACGGCAGGAGAUGUCGCGUACGCACUGACCAUUAUGCUCUGCAGUUUCUUCUUACAUUCAAGGUGCCGCGGGGGCAGAUAGCCCGGUGGUUGGCGCAGUUGCAGGAGUACAACCUGCAAAUCGAGUAUCGGGCUGGCCGGACGCAUGCAAACGCGGACGCCUUGUCGAGGCGACCCACGGUGUACGCCGAGACGAGGGCGGAGGAGGCCUGCCCGUGUUUCAUGGGGGGACGCUGCCGGCAGGCAACGGACCCCCGAGAGGCCGCGGCCACUGACCCCCCCCCCCCCCCAGCGAGAGAGAGUGCAGUGUGCGCCACAGAGACCCUCACAGGUGGCACUGAGGAUCCCGUCGACCGCCCGGCAAGCGCGGGACCCGCGGCUCGGGACCCGAUCGGACGGAUCCAGGAGGACAUCGGCUGCGCCUUCCCGGGCCUAAACGACGAGCAGCUGAGACAGACCCAGCAGCGAGAUCCGGAUCUGGCGGCAGUGGAGGCGGCACUGCGGGAGGAAAAGAGCGCCCUACCAGGACCCUGGAGCGGUUUGUAUGCCCGGUUGUGUGUGCAGAACGGAGUGGUACGGGAGUUAACCGAGGCCGGCCAGCCGGGGUGCAUCUGUGUUCCUGCCCAGGUGCGACCCCAGCUGCUACGGCUGGUGCAUGACCACCCACUCGGGGGCCACGAUGGGGAACGACGUACUCGAGAGACCCUGCGUCGCCAGUAUCUCUGGCCUAAAUUGGCACAAGACGUGGCGGCCUGGGUACAGGGCUGCCGCGCCUGUCAGCAGUGCGGGCCGAAACCGGCACGAUACCAGGUACCCCUAAGGCCGUUCCGCGUCAGCCGCAUGAAUCAGCUGGUAGGGAUCGACCUACAGGGGCCAUUCCCGCGAUCCCAUCGAGGCAACCGAUAUAUCCUAGUCGCAGUAGAGUAUUUCACCCGCUACCCCGUGGCAGUGGCCAUCCCUAAUAAAACGGCCUUGGUGGUGGCCCGGGCAUUUGUGGAACACUACGUACUUAAGCACGGGAUCCCAGAACGAGUCCUCACCGACCAGGGUAGCGAGUUCGAGGCCGAGUUGUUCCAGGCACUGUGCCGAGAGUUCGGAAUCCAGAUGGACCGAACCACAGCGUACCACCCCCAGGCGAACGGUAUGGUGGAGCGCAUGAAUCAGACCUUAGCGGGGAAACUCAAACGUAUGGCGGCCGCAAAUCAACGGGAUUGGGAUGAACACCUCCCCUACGCCCUUUUCGCCUAUGCCACCACCGUACACACGUCGACGGGACAAACCCCGUUUUUAAUGAUGUUCGGCCGCGAGUCUUGUUUACCCGCAGAUCUGCUAUUCGGCGUCCCUCCCCCCCAGCCGGAGGAGGGAAGCCGCCCCGUGAAACACCUGUUGGAGACCCUGCGAGAAGCCCGAGGCCGAGCAUACCCGCAAGGGGAAGCCGCGCAUCGGCGGCAGGAACAGGGCACCCGACCCCGCAUGGAACCCCCCUUAUUCCUGACAGGCGCUAAGGUGUGGCUACACACCCCUCGCGUCGGGGCCGGGCAGGUGGGGAAACUGACGACCUACUGGCGGGGACCCUGGACCGUGGUGCGGCAGAUCUCCCCCUGGACGGUACUAAUUUAUGGCGGGGAGGGGGGUCGAGAGACGGUGGUCAAUGUCCGCUGCUUAAAACCAUGGAAAGUGGCCCCGGCGAGAGAGAACCCCGUCACCCGAAGGCCCCGAAAUCCCGGAGUACCCGCACCCCUCGUGUUGGGGGGCCUCGCACACUACAUGGGCCCCGCCGGGCCCCCGAGACGCCCCGAUCCAGUCCGGAGACGGCGCGGACGACGGCCGCUAAACCCUUCCGCUGCUGAGUUUGUGCCCCAGCCCACAGGUGCCGGAGGACGGGGAGAGCCGCUGGAGUAGAGGAGGAGACCGCCGCAGGAGCUACAGAGGACGGAGCCACCCGCCCCGAGGCCAGCCACCAGGUCCGGACGGAUCCCCCGGACCCCGCAACGUUUCCUCGUGGGCGCGGCCCAAGCGAGGUGCUCCAGUCAACCCGGGACGGGGACUGGCACCUCGGGGGGCUAUGUGAUGCCGCCGCCGCGAAGCCGUUCGGCAGGCGCCAAAUCCCCGACCUCGCCACCACCAAGCAACGGAGCCGACCCCGCGUCCCCCUCACCUCACCUCACAUGAACACACCCGCACUCAUUUCCCCCCCCCCCCCAUAGAGCUCUGAGGGGAGGUCGCCUGGCCGACCGGUUUUUAUCCGAGAAACCCUUAUCGGGAUUAACUCUCACGGUUUCCGGCGAUCAGGGAAUUGGAUGACCUCCCCCGUGCUACGUUGCACCGCGGCGCUGCGACCGGCCUUAAUAUGGUGUGGCCGCGGCGUGGGGCAUUCGGCCACCGCGGUUGAGGCGCAUUUCCCCUCACACACACCCCCACGGGUCAUCGAGGCAAGCAGGGGAAGGACGGGACAGCAUGAGUAGCAAGACCGCAGGGGCUCUUGCGCAUAGUCACGGAAGGUUGGGAUGGUUGCACUUGAGCGCGCAGGCACAAUUGUUGGGGAGGGUAAACGAUUAAGCUGAAGGUAUGAAUAGAUCGGGAGAGGGGAGGCGCGCAGGGAGCCAUGCACAGCUUCCCACGACGGGCCUUUGUGAUGGACACCGCCGCAUGAACCUCGAUGAUGGGGGCCUGCGUGAGAAAAGGAUUGAUUGUAAUUUGCGCCGUGCAGGUCGCUCAUUGAUUAGCGGAACAAAGGCACCGCGGAGCUGCCUGGCCCGGGCGAGGGGGGCGCGUGCCAUUGUUUGGAGUUCACGCCGCUCACUGAUUAGCAUAUCAAAAGCGCCCGGAACCGCCGUGCGCGCACUCGAGGUGCGCGAGCCCAUUGUUCAGCGCAGCAUCUCCUUUGAGGUAGGGAGGAUAAAUAGAGGGGCGCAGAGGGGAAAUCGCUCUCUUACUCCAGCGCCAGGCGACCAGACGCAGCUCGAGCCAGCGACCCGUAGGUGAGUAAGUUGUUGAGUGAGUGGAUUAAAGAUUGAGUGGGUAGCAGAGUGAGUGGGUUUGUGAGUGGGUUGGUGGGUGGUUUUGAAUGGGUGAGUGGGUGGAGUGCCGUGGUGGCGAGCUGUUAACGACCUCGCCUUUUAUACAGGAGGUUGUGAGGUCGAUCCUGACCCUGACACCUGUAUAUUUGCAUGUUCUCCCCAUGGUCACGUGAAAUUUUCUCCAGGUGCUCCGGGUUCUCUCUCCACAUUUUAAAACAUGCAAUUAUAGAAUUUGGCUGCUGUAACUUUAUACGUGAAAAGCCGCUUCAUUGAGCUGUUAUUUGUGGUCAGGUGGUUUCUGAAAAAUAUCUAUAUAGCUGAGGGCCUUACCUGGUAAAAUAAAAAAAAGCGUAAUUUUCA
Molecule: messenger RNA, 6176 nt
Organism: Lethenteron reissneri (Far Eastern brook lamprey)
Lineage: Eukaryota; Metazoa; Chordata; Hyperoartia; Petromyzontiformes; Petromyzontidae
Molecular function (GO): nucleic acid binding; zinc ion binding
Source: RefSeq, a predicted model, not a curated record